Messenger RNA from Dictyostelium purpureum, 1071 nucleotides. RefSeq lists its product as uncharacterized. NCBI's taxonomy places the organism in Eukaryota, Evosea, Eumycetozoa, Dictyosteliales, Dictyosteliaceae. Gene Ontology annotation, biological process: autophagosome assembly; C-terminal protein lipidation; nucleophagy. The record is from RefSeq and is a predicted model, not a curated record. Gene Ontology annotation, cellular component: phagophore assembly site membrane; cytoplasm; Atg12-Atg5-Atg16 complex. Bases 1 to 1071 code for a protein of 356 amino acids. The transcript is spliced from 3 exons.
AUGUCGUUUUUUGAUGAAGAUAUUAAAAAGUCAGUAUGGGAGGGGAAAAUACCGAUCAUAUUUACCCUAUCUCCUGAUGAUUUAACUUCUCAUUUACCACCUUCCCCAUACACAUUUAUGGCACCAAGAAACAGUUAUUUUCCUUUAAUUACAAGCGUUGUUAAAGAAUAUUUUUCAUCAAGCACUCUAGUAUUAUUAGAUGAAAUGUGGUUAGAAUAUAGAGGCAUUCCAUUAAAAUGGCAUGUACCAAUAGGUGUAUUAUAUGAUACAUUAGUAUUAAGCAAGAGUGGAGGUGUUAUAGAGCAACCAUAUUGGAAUAUUGUAGUUCACUUUCAAUCAUAUCCAGAUAAAAUUUUAUUAAAAUGUCCAAAUAUUGAAGCUGUUAGAACUUAUUAUAAAAAUGUAUUAAAAGAAGCUACAUUUAUUAAACAAGGUGAUAUUAAUAAAUUUAAUAAUUUAACAAUCAAUCAAUCAAAUGAUCUAUGGGAUGGUUUAAAAAAUCAUGACUAUGACAAAUUUUGGUCAGUUAAUAAAAAAUUUGCACCAAACUCUUAUAAAGAAUAUAAAAAUAUACCAAUUAGAUUAAUUAUUAAUUAUAAACCACCAGUUCAAGAAUUAAUACCAGUUUAUGAUGGGGAAAAUUCAACAACAGAAAUCACAUUAGAAAACUUAUUUUCAAAAAUACCUUAUGAUUCAGUUUCAAGUUUAUUUAAUUAUAUAAGUAAUAGUAAUAAUACAGGUAAUUUAUCACCACCAUUAUCACCAUCAGAUAGAAACUCUGCCGAAGUUGACAAUAAUAUAGAGAAUUCAAUUAAUCAGUCAUCUUUACCACCAUCAGCAGAGUAUUCAAAUCUUCUUCAAUUUAUGAAAGCUUGUGGUAUCAAAUAUAGAAUACAAGGUAUCGAGCCACCUUUAGAUUCAAGUGCUGUUUGGUUAUAUGAAUAUUUUUCACAUCCCGAUAAUUUUAUUUAUAUUACUUUGUUUGAUCCUUCAAAUUUAGAUAAUAAUAGUUUUAAUUAUAACCUCAAUAAUAGCAACAAAAAUAGCAACAACAAUAAUAAUAAUGAAUAA